Molecule: messenger RNA, 366 nt
Organism: Vittaforma corneae ATCC 50505
Lineage: Eukaryota; Fungi; Microsporidia; Nosematidae
Exons: 1
Molecular function (GO): protein binding
Source: RefSeq, a predicted model, not a curated record
AUGAAUAUUGCACGAACGAGAAAGGCAUACGAAGCAAUCUGGAGUCUACUUGUGCUCAUGGGAGCUACACUCCAGAGCACGGACAAUGGUGCAAACCCAGGUGGAAUCUAUAGCUUUGGAAAUUAUCCUGUGGAUACGACUGAAAUAGCUAUAUAUUCCCAAGGCAUUACAUCUAUUGACAGCAAUAUUAAGAGACUAGUGAAGCUAGAGAAACUGGAUCUCAGUGUUAACAAGCUCAAGGCACUACCAUCUGAGAUAGGAGAGCUGAAGGAUCUAAAGAUGCUAUAUCUUAAUGGUAAUGAGCUCGGAACAUUGCCACCCGAGAUAAGAAGACUAGAAAAAUUGCAAUGCCUGUAUCUUCGUAAU